AUCAUUGAGCUGCCAAGACGAAUUAUGUAAUCGUGUGCGGUAAUAUUGCCUGUCACCUGACUAAAUCUAUCACCUUUCCUUCAGUGUUGUGAAUUUGGUCUUUAUGAUGCCUAAUUGGCAUCAUAAAGACCAACUUUUAACAAUUAACUCUCCUACCUAAGUUUUACUCAUUCAUCCGCAUGCUGUACUCUCCCAAUGCGACACUAACCCUCGGGUUAGAGUGACCAAACACAAAAUGGAUAUUUUUUUUCUCGUACAAUUACAUUGGAGACAUUUCGAAAUAUGGAGCAAGAAAUAACAGAUGCUGUGUUCCCGUUAAUGAAGACGCUCGUUUCGAAAGAUGUAGAAUACCACAAAACAGAAAUUUUUAUCGAGAAGCUAAGUUUUGCAUUGCAGAAGAAAUUUAAAGGUCAUUGGUACCCCGAAAACCCCACCAAGGGAGAAGCAUACAGAUGCAUCCGAGUGAACCGGUACAACAGUCGCGAUCCAGAACUCCUUAAAGCCUGUCAUGAAAGUGGAUUGCAGUUCUGUGACCUGCGACUUCCACUUGAUUUCACGCUUUGGAUAAACCCUGGUGAAGCUUUUUGCAGGAUCGGUGAGGAUAAUCCUCCAUUCUCUGUAGCUACCGUGGCUGCCAUGUACAAGGAAUACAUAGACAAGAAGCAGGCAAACACUUCGGACAGUGAGAUGUCAGAGAGCAACUCGAGUUCUUCCUCUGAUGGGGAGGACACACACCUUUGUUUUUCCAUAGGCAGCUGCACGCAGUUGAAUCCAUUGGCUCCUGCUUGGUAUCCUUCUGGCUUUCCCAAUCGUGCCCGCUUGGUUUACAGAGGUACCAAGGACAGGUACCUUCAUUUGAACAUUUUAAAGCAUUGUCAGUACGCUGCUACAGUGAGAAAAAUAAAAAUGAAAUAA
Messenger RNA from Corythoichthys intestinalis (scribbled pipefish), 915 nucleotides. RefSeq names its product protein BTG3-like. The coding region runs from base 283 to 915 and encodes 210 amino acids. The record is from RefSeq and is a predicted model, not a curated record. The transcript is spliced from 4 exons. Gene Ontology annotation, cellular component: nucleus; cytoplasm. Lineage: Eukaryota; Metazoa; Chordata; Actinopteri; Syngnathiformes; Syngnathidae. Gene Ontology annotation, biological process: negative regulation of cell population proliferation; negative regulation of mitotic cell cycle.